UCUGCCGUUUUCCACGCGUCGGAUAUUCUAUCGGAGCAGCUUAGGUUUGGGUGUCUUUUUCUGCUUCUCCUCGUAUCUAGCAUAAGGCUUUGCUUUUGCACAUCCACCUCCUGAAGCUUAUUACAGUUCACAAUGGCUUCCUUCGCUAAGAAGCUGGUCCGGCGGCGGGUGCUGGAUUACUCGCAGGAGGAGACGCGCUUCGCCCGCUGCCUGACCACGCUGGACCUCAUCGCGCUGGGCGUGGGCUCCACGCUGGGCGCCGGCGUCUACGUGCUGGCCGGGGAGGUGGCACGCGAGAAGGCGGGCCCCGCAAUCGUACUCUGCUUCCUCAUCGCCGCGCUCUCCUCUGUGCUGGCCGGCCUCUGCUACGCUGAGUUCGGGGCCCGCGUGCCCAAGACAGGCUCCGCCUACCUGUACAGCUAUGUGACCGUGGGUGAGAUCUGGGCCUUCAUCACGGGAUGGAACCUCAUCCUCUCCUAUGUCAUAGGCACGGCCAGUGUGGCUCGAGCUUGGAGCUCCACGUUUGACAACCUGGUAGAGCAGAAGAUCUCCAAGUUCUUCAUGGCCUCCAUGUCCAUGAAGGUCCCUGGGAACAUUCUGGCGGAAUACCCUGACCUGUUUGCCCUCAUGCUGAUUCUGCUCCUGACUGGGCUCCUGGCCUUCGGAGUGAGUGAGUCUGCUCUGGUGAGCAAGAUCUUCACGGGGAUCAACCUGGUAGUGCUGGGGUUCGUCAUCAUCUCAGGGUUCGUGAAAGGAGACACGGCCAACUGGAACCUCACACUGGACAAUUUCAUCAACACGACUAACAUCACGGAUCCCAAGUCCAUAGACGAGACUUUUGGCAAUGGGGGAUUUGCUCCAUUCGGAUUUACCGGGGUUCUAUCUGGUGCUGCUACCUGCUUUUAUGCCUUUGUGGGAUUUGACUGCAUAGCCACUACAAGUGAGGAGGCCAAGAACCCGAUGCGCUCCAUUCCCAUCGGCAUUGUGGCCUCGCUGCUCAUCUGCUUCUUCGCCUACUUCGGCGUCUCGGCCGCGCUCACGCUCAUGAUGCCGUACUACAUCCUGAACAUGCACAGCCCGCUGCCGGAGGCUUUCAGCUACGUGAACUGGGGCCCUGCUCGCUACAUCGUGGCCGUGGGCUCGCUCUGCGCCCUGUCCACCAGUCUCCUGGGCUCUAUGUUCCCCAUGCCGCGGGUCAUCUACGCCAUGGCUGAGGAUGGUCUCCUCUUCCGCUUCCUGUCCAACAUGAACAAGAGGACCAAGACGCCCCUGCAGGCCACCAUCGCGUCGGGUUGUGUGGCAGCUGUCAUGGCCUUCAUCUUUGACCUGGCCGCUCUGGUGGACCUCAUGUCCAUCGGCACCCUCCUGGCGUACUCGCUCGUGGCCGUGUGCGUCCUCAUCCUCAGGUACCAGCCGGGCAGCCUGAGCUCCGCCAGUCAGUGCGAGAAGCUGAUGGAGCUGGUGGAGGAGAAGGUGACGGCGACGGACAGCGGGGACGAGGACGCCCCCCCGGAGGAGCCCCUGCCCCUGAAGGAGCACUUCUCCAUCCGGCUGCUGCUGAAGCCCAGCUCCGACUCGCCCACCAAAAUCUCGGGGGGCAUCGUCUACGGCGUCACAGCCGCCAUCUCGGUGCUCUUCACCCUGCUGUGCAUGCUCCUGGCACUCCAGGGACAUCAGGUGCUACAGUGCCACCCUCUCUGGCUGACGCUGUGCAUCACUCUGGCCCUGCUGUCCGUCGUCUGCAUUCUCAUCAUCUGGAGGCAGCCCGAGAGCAAGGAGACGCUUACCUUUAAGGUGCCGCUGCUCCCCGUGCUGCCCCUCAUCAGCAUCUUCGUUAACGUCUACCUCAUGAUGCAGCUGGAUCUGGCCACCUGGGGUCGCUUUGCAGUGUGGAUGGCUGUGGGGUUUUUGAUCUACUUCACGUAUGGCAUCUGGAACAGCAUCGAAGCUGGCCAGAGCUCCAGGGGGGUGGGGGCGCCUGCGCUGCGUGCGAAGGAGCCCAUCUACCAGGGUGUCAAUGUCACCGACAUGGAGGACAUGUGACCGUCCCCUCCGGCACCCCAGACCCGGCGCAUCCCCUGUUCUGAACCUUGAAGUACGGAUCCUCUGCAUAGUCUUUCAGUUAGAGUCUAAUUAACGUGUUUCUGCAAGGCCAGUGGCUUCUAUACCAUCUGUUGAGACUUUAUGUACUUGGACAAUCAAAACAGAAACUCCAAAGUCCAGCCCCCUGUCCAUGGAGCAUAAGUUCUGUCGGUUCUGGUCCCAACCUCUGACCUUCUGUCUGCAGCCCAGGGGUCGUGACUGUGUUCCUGGACCUGCAGUCAGGACUCCACGCUGCACGGUUUUCAUGGCAAAACUUAGUGCCUGAAGUGGGUCAGUACUCACCUUAUGUCGUACCGAUACCAAUCCCAUCAGAGUAUCAUAAUUUACCUAGUACUGCAUAACAAGGUGAGUACUGGCACCUGUUUUUUCUAGCACUGAAGAAGCUGAUGGCAUCUUUGGUACUGGGGAGCGGGAUUGGUGUGGGAUCUGCCUUGCACGUCUCCCUCUACUUGAGGUGUUUCCACUCGAGAACUUGACAAGCUGAGGUUAAAGUUACAGAUUCUCACCUGUUAGCUGAUGUUGAAAACGUCACUACUUUUUUUUUUUUUUUCUUUUACUACAUAAGAUUUUUUUCAAAAUUGCAGAUGCUGUGCUUUAUUUAUUCUGACAAAUUGCCCGUGUAUAUAUUUAUGUGUUUGUGUGUUUGUUCACAUUUCUUUGUACAGGAUAUCCUGGUUUGUCGUUCCGUUUCUUGUGUGGAAGCGGAAGGUUCAAGAUAAGGGACAAAAAUAAUGAAUCUAUUUAUUUUUACACGGUUAAUAUUAAAACGAUUGGAGGCGUUUCACCCGCAAACCUUCCGCUUUUAAUGCAAGUGAAACUGAGAAGCCGUGGUCAUAUGCGUGUAGAUGUGUACAUAUUUGUAAAUCACUGGAGUAUUUUUGUAUAAAAAUGCGCAUUACCCAAAAUGCAUUAAGCUCCAGAUCGUGAGAAGCUGCGGUCUAUUUCCCGCGGAAACGCGCCGGUCCUUUGCCACGCCAGCGGAGCCUCCGGCUGCCGGCCAGCCGUCACCCCGCUCGACACGCGGUAAUCUGGUCAGCGUUUCGUCACGAUCUCCCCUCAGCUCCUGUGGUAGAGGAUCCGCACGAACAGAUAAUGUGAGUUUAGUUUAAUAAACUCACCAUCUUGGGUGCUCCAUCUUCCGGGUGCUGGGGAAGAUACGGGAUUGGUGUGCUUCUCCACCUCUUGGUUGCAUCUGGUGUUGUCAAAUAUGUAUUUUUUCCCCCAGUGGUAUUUUGAGAAACAGUGCAUUAAAUUAGACAAGAGGGUAAAUAUAUUACUGUAAUGAAAUAUCUUGUUCAGUGCCGUUUUUAAGUUCCCUUAAGUAUUUUAUGAAGACUAUUACCCUCUACGUUUUAUACUAAUAUUUUCAAUGUAAAUAAUGUUUUUCACUGCGACGCUGUACUUCAUAAUGGUGACGGAAGGUGGAUUGAUAGGAGGAUAAUGUCAUUUUAAUUUAAAAAUAAUGAUGAUAAUUAAAUUGUAUUAAUUCUAAGUGUACAGUUUGCAUAGAGAUUAGCAGGUGCUUUGUGUGAAUUCUGCCCUGGAUUAAAACCUAGUUCUGAUGAGGCUGUACUAAUUGUAUAAAUAUUAAAUAUUUGUCUAGUGACUCUUGUCUCUUGCGAUUGAAUCCUGAUAAACAUGGUAACGUAAAUGUACAGUUUAGUUUUUGACGUCUGUUUUUGUACUGUAAAUAUUUUAACUAUAUUAAUGACCUGUACUUAAUUUUAUACGUAAGAAUAAAAGUUUGUCUUAAAGGAAUAA
Molecule: messenger RNA, 3864 nt
Organism: Paramormyrops kingsleyae
Lineage: Eukaryota; Metazoa; Chordata; Actinopteri; Osteoglossiformes; Mormyridae
Product: cationic amino acid transporter 3-like
Biological process (GO): transmembrane transport; amino acid transport
Cellular component (GO): plasma membrane
Molecular function (GO): amino acid transmembrane transporter activity
Source: RefSeq, a predicted model, not a curated record